AUGACUCGUCUCGCCGCCUGCGCUGCACUCGCCGCCGUGGCUCUCGCCGCCGGGCAGUCAGUGGCCAUGCCCACGGCCAUCCCCGUAGAAGUGCCAAUGGACGAGUAUGGCCAGGCGAAGACCUACCAGGACACUGACAUCCCCACCAGCACCUCCACGGCUGCCCCGGAGAGCCCGCAGCAAUGGUUCGAGGGCUUCAGCCGCGCAGUGCAGAAGCAGCUGCAGCUGCAGGAGAACUUGAUGCGGCAGCUGGUGAGGGACAUCCAGGAGUACCUGACGGAGGCCUUUGGCUGGAACGAGUCGGACUCCUCGGCCCUGGCGCGGGUGAACACCAUGCUGGACAUGAUCAGCAAGCGCAUGGCCGUGACUCGGGACGCAGCGAACGAGAUCAGCACCACGGAAACCGAGCCGCAGGCAGUGCGCGACGCCACUCGCAACUUCAUGAAGGAAGUAAGGGUGCAGGACAUCGUCGUGGACGCGCUGUGGGCCUCUCUCCGGGGCGUGCAGACGAGUGCCUGGAUGAGUGGGGUGUCGAGCACUAUUGACGAGAGAGAUGUGCUGGCUGUGGCCAACAGAGCCGCUGAGGAGUUCCUGGCCCGCAUGUACCACAACCUGCGCGCAGCAGGAGUUGCUGAGGAGGACAUUGUGAAGUAUGUGCCGCGGACUCCGGCGGAUCCGAGCAGCAGCGAGCCCCGCAACAUGGGCAAGAAGGGCCGCAGCUACGGCUACGGCCACGGCUACGGCUGCGGCUACAGCUACCCCCUGUACAGUUACGGCUGCCCCUACUCCAGCUGCGGCUACAGCUACCCCUUCUACGCCUCCACCUGGGGCUACCCCAGCCCCCUUGCCUGGGGCUACCCCAGCCACUCCAGCUUCUACUGGCGCCGCCUGGGCGCUGCAGCCUGCCCGGACUGCGCCCCCGCCCCGGCCCCCGAGCCCGAGUUCAUAAUUCCCCCCACUGCUUUCCGUGGCCUCCAGGAGGAGGCCAUGAUGGGAACUCCCUAUGCAAACCCCAUGAUGGGAACUCCCAUGAUGGGAACUCCCUACGCCAACCCCAUGAUGGCCUCCCCCUACACCACCCCCAUGAUGGGAACUUCUAACACCAACCCCACCAUGGCAACUCCCUACACCAACCCCACCAUGGGAACUCCCUACACCAACCCCACCAUGGCUACUCCUUACACCAACCCCACUAUGGGAACUCCCUACACCAACCCCACUAUGGGAACUCCCUACACAAACUCCAUGGGAACUCCCUACACAAACUCCAUGGGAGCUCCCUACACAAACUCCAUGGGAACUCCCUACACCAACCCCACUAUGGGGGCCCCCUACACCAACCCUACCAUGGCAACCCCCUACACCAACCCCGCUAUGGGGGCCCCCUACACCAACCCCACCAUGGGGGGCCCCUACACCACCCCCAUGGCUGGCCAGGCCUACCCCGCCUACCCAGCAGCUGCAGCAGCUGGCCAGCGCAGGAGCAUGGGCCCCACCCAGGGGCCCAUGGGGCGCAUGGGCACUUCGGGCAGCCAGUACAACAGCCCCGCGGGCUACACCGGCGGUUACCGCGGCCUGAGUGCCUUCGAGGCCCCCGAGUUCUUCGAGCCCCCCAUGGGCAUUCCUUCUUUUGGAUUUGAGUAA
This is a messenger RNA of Eimeria tenella, 1644 nucleotides long. RefSeq lists its product as uncharacterized. The transcript has a single exon. The record is from RefSeq and is a predicted model, not a curated record. Bases 1 to 1644 code for a protein of 547 amino acids. NCBI's taxonomy places the organism in Eukaryota, Apicomplexa, Conoidasida, Eucoccidiorida, Eimeriidae.